Daucus carota subsp. sativus is the source of this 1721-nucleotide messenger RNA. RefSeq lists its product as uncharacterized. Gene Ontology annotation, cellular component: chloroplast. Lineage: Eukaryota; Viridiplantae; Streptophyta; Magnoliopsida; Apiales; Apiaceae. The transcript has 5 exons. The coding region runs from base 102 to 1499 and encodes 465 amino acids. The record is from RefSeq and is a predicted model, not a curated record.
UUUUGGGCGUGGCCCAGGUUCGGACCCAGAGCCUUAUUUGUAAUAGGAGCCCUAAUCUAAAAACACAAUAGGACAGAAACACGACAAGGUUUUACAACAUCAUGGCUACAAUCAUGUCACAACUCAACUUGAAGAUGAUGGGUUCGAAGCACGACAAGGUUUUAGCGUACCCCUCUUGCUGCACAAGACAAGUAACAUCAUCUGUCAAUUUUGCCAGGUCUUUGAGUCACAAUAUUUAUUCUAACUCAAGGCUGCUAAGUACUGCUUAUCAAUCUUGUACUAGUAGCAGUUUAAGAGAAAAUUAUUAUUGUAAUAAUGUUGCUGAUCCUUUUGCUGCUGAAAAAGUUGUGAUGAUGAUGAAGCCUAGUGUUGGUAAAUCUACUAACCCUGGUCCUAGUAUUCGAGAUUUUGUUGAUACGAUAUCUCGAAUUUUGGCAUCCUUAUUGACAUAUGGUGUAGUUUUUACUUUCUUAACUGUGCCUGCAUGCUUUUAUGCUUCAAAUUCUGCAUGGGCUGUCUCAUCUGGUAGAAUUGGGGGCUCUUCCUCCUCCUCCUCCUCCUCCUCCUACGGUUCAUCAUCAUCCUCCUAUGGUUCAUCAUCAUCGGGUUCGUAUUAUUACUCGGAUGAUGAUGAUGAGGGUUAUUCUAAGAAAGAUGACUCGAGCAUUACACAUACCUGUACUUGUGAUACCAGUUGUACAAAGUGCAUUGAUUGCCAGAUUAGGAAAAAUGGAAAACAAGAGAAACAAGAAGAAGAAAACAAGUCUAGCACUAAUUCCUCCUGUUCUUGCAAUUGCCACUCUACUUGUUAUUUCCACAAAAAACCCGACUUUUUACUUGAUUUACAAUUACGAGUAAUAGUAGCUUGUUUUCUUUUUUCUGCAAUAGCUAAUGUAUAUGUUGAUAUGGAAGAGCAGAAAGCUGAUGACGAGACAAUGCUCAUUUUUCAGGUUGGAGUUUUGGAUAAGAAAAGGAUAUUGCAAAGAAACCUUAACAACAUAGCUAAAAAUGCAGAUACAUCCACCGCGUAUGGUCUGAACUGCACAUUGAAAGAGGUGGUAAAAGCUCUUCUUCAACAUGAUAAUUCGUCUUUGAAGUUUCACGAUCUAUCUCUUGAGUAUCAAACUUAUCUAACAAGGGGGAGCUUAGACAAGUCUUUUAAAAAAAAUCUCAAUGAGCUGCUUGAGGGAUUCGCCGGAGGCGGUAUUACAUUGGGGAAUGUAAACGGUGUAAAAUAUAGGGAGCGAAUUAAAGUUAACAGGAGAGUUGACAAUGAAUAUACAAUGGUUACAGUUAUGGUGCUUGCUACUGGUCACUACUUGAUUCCUAAAAAAAAGAGAAGGGAAGAAAGUACUUUGACUCCCUCGCAGUGUUGCAAACACUUCAACAUAUCCCAAAAAACCAAAUACAGUCUGUUGAAGUAUUCUGGUCACCACAAAAAGAAGAUGAGGUUCUGUCGGAGGAAGAUAUACGAAGAUGUACUAAAAUGGCACCAAUAGAAGAUGGUCGUAUCUUCCUCAUUUGAUUAUCUCUAGCAUUACUAUACCUCUAGAUAAUUAAGGUUAAGAGGUUUAGACCUUUACGAGACAAGGUUUUCCUUGUACAAAUUCAUUUUAGGAUAAUUAUGCAAAUAAAAGAAGACCUCAGCUUGUGACAUUAUACUUUAACAGAUUUAUGUGUGCAUUGCCUUUCCGUAAAUAUGUGAACUGUUUUUUAGCCAA